Cherax quadricarinatus is the source of this 3900-nucleotide messenger RNA. It is a transcript of the gene TTLL15, whose product is annotated as tubulin tyrosine ligase-like 15. Gene Ontology annotation, biological process: protein modification process. The record is from RefSeq and is a predicted model, not a curated record. NCBI's taxonomy places the organism in Eukaryota, Metazoa, Arthropoda, Malacostraca, Decapoda, Parastacidae.
GAGGCGGUGGCAGCGCCAUGUGAGUGAGGUUCCUGGCUGUGUGUUUGGCGGGUGUUGGGGUUUUAAACCCCUUUUCUUCUGUGAUACCUGACUAGCUGAAGCAUCCAUCCUGCUGCCAAUACCUCAUAUACUCACUGAUGUUCCUUGUAACAUCUCUUACACCUGACUUGCGUACUUCAGGUUUUGAUAAGAGCGGAUGUUUCGUGUAAGAGAAGCCAAUCCGUUCCUCUUUCCACUGCUGUUCUUGCCAUCUACCUUCAUCCAGCACUAUCCACUGCUACAUUACCAAGCGUCGAUCAGAGGACCCGCAUUCUUACCACUACCACCAGGGAACCAUGCUGCUAUGACUGGUGACUAGCCGUGAGGGAUGAUUUAGUUUCGUGAUGGGCAUCACUGCUGGUUCUGGCAGCAUGGGUGCCGGGAUGGCUGGCACACCCAUAUCUAGGCGGCAGAUGCGGUUUUUGGUGGCUGUCGUGUCUGUCCUUAUGUUUGGUACAAUACUCACAGCCCUCAAUGUCUAUGAACUACACAAUCUGACCCGUGAACACAGGAGCAGAGACCGUGCCCAUGGUGAGGCAGUGGCAGAGGCACGAGGGAUGAGUCAUUAUGCACGGCCUGUGGCUUGGGUCCGUGGUUCUAACAAGGGCUCAGGGUACCUGACUCACGUCACCAACGUUUUUACUAGGCUAGGCUAUGACCUGGCAGAUGAUGGUGAGGACUGGGAUGUUCUUUGGUCUCAUAACUAUCCCUUUAAGGAACUCAAACAGAUGAUGACCCAUCUCAAACCUCACCAAAGAGUUAAUCAUUUUCCUGGCUCAGGCUUCAUAACUAAUAAAGUUAAUCUUGCCGUUUCUGGAUUGCCCCAUAUUCCUAAAGCCUUCAGGAUGCCAGCUGAGAAAUCUCAACUCUUGGAAUAUGCCAAGAAGAACCCCAGUAUGAUGUUUGUGCAGAAAUCCAACAACCAUCGGGGUAUUAAAAUUGAGAAACUGAUUGCCUUGGACUUGGGAGCUGAGGGAUCUUUUGUCCAAGAAUUUGUCCAUAAUCCACUUCUUGUGGAUGGGCACAAGUUUGACAUUGGAGUGUAUACGAUUAUCACUUCUAUACAACCUCUUAGGGUGUAUUUAUAUGAAGGAGAUGUUCUUUUUAGAUUCUGCUCAGAAAAGUACCAUCCUUUUGAUCCUGAGAUCCGUGACAAAUAUGUUGUUGGGGAUGACUACCUCCCAACGUGGAAAGUUCCAUCAUUAAAGCAGUACUACAAGGAUUUUGGCUUUGGCAUGAGACGUUCAUUUGAUGCAUGGCUACGAGCUCAGGAUAAGAAUCCAGAGAUGGUGUGGAAUUCUGUACGGGAUGCUAUUCGUAAUGUGUGUUAUGGAAAAGAGGCAGCACUUAUGGAGGCCACAUCGCACUACCCCAGCUCUUCAAAUUUUUUUGAAAUGAUGCGAUUUGAUUUUGUCGUCGAUGAUCAACUUAAAGUUCACUUAAUGGAGGCCAACAUGUCACCCAAUCUUUCAUCUGCUCACUUCAAGGAGAAUCGUCUCCUUUAUGAGCAGGUGAUUUACAAUCUACUUUCUUUAGUUGGAGUGGGCCGUGCUGUACACUCUAGUAGUCUGGCCUCACAUUCUUCUGACGAGUAUGAAAUGCAGGUUGCACCUAAAGAUAUUAUGGUAUUUCCUGACCAUUGUAUGACAAAUUGUCAGGAUAGUACUAGUGCAUGCAGCAAAGUUGAAUGUCAACUAUGCUUUCCAUGUCUCUCAAAAGAACAGCUUGCUGACUUAUCUCGUGCAUACUUAGAGCAUCAGCAGCGGGGGGCAUGUCGCCGCAUAGUGCCUGAACCUAUUAAUCCUGACCAUGCUCAUGAUGCUGCUAAUAUGACUCUUCUUACUCCAGAAAAUACUCUGCUGACAGAAUGGUUCCGGGGACAGUGCCUUAAUGAUAAAGUAUUUUGCUUAUAGCUGUUUAUCAACUGCCACAAUAUAAUAUUAGUUAUAACAAGUACAAGAGCUAGACAAGUGUAGGGUUAAUAGGGUCAUAUGAAAGAAAAUUGUUUUACUCAUCCUUGGAAUGCAGUUCUUUUUAACAAUAAGAAAGUGACAGAGUGAUAAUCAUGACAUACACUGGUAGGCAUUUUGCAGGAUUUUUUCUACUCACAGUUUCAUCUAUGAUAAUAUGUUCUAUCAACUUCAUCAGAAGCAGUGAAAUUCAGCAUUAUAGCUUCAGUUUAGCAUGAAGUGUUGCACAUCUGUAAGCAGUGUUGAGUUGCAUAGCAUUAGAAAGAGUUUUUCCUUUUAGAUAUUAACCCUUAAACUGUGUACAAAGUACCUGUAUACCAGGGACCAAGGUGUGUACAAUGUACUUAAGCACUAAUUUCUUGUGCCUUCAUGUAUGCAGCCUGUUGAUAUAUUUAAAUUUAGCCCAACUGGAUGCCCACUAUCUCCUCACACUUGGGAAAAAAUUUAAAACCAGGCUCAUCCACACAGUGGAUUUGAUUGUGCCACUGCCACCUUCCUUACCAACAACAGGGUGUGGAAUUGGCAGAUAGAUGCCUUAUUCACUCCAAAUUCAUUACAAUUUCAUGAUGCUAAGAGUCUAGUCAAAACAGGUGACUUAUUUCUAUGUUUCAAGGAGUAUCACGCCUUCAUACAGUAUUAAGACUUCUUUGUAAUAUAUUUUUUACAGUUCUCUUGAGUGCACAGGUGUUAUGGACACACAUAGUGCAUUAUGUAUAUUGAAUCCAGGAUAUUCCCUCAAGGGAAUAUGAUGGGGCUCUUGAUCCAAGGAAUUGGACUUGUCCCUUCCUUUCUUUGGACUGAUCCUGUGUGAUUCCCAUUCCCCAGGCACUGUAUGACCCCUACAAGCUUAGUGCUUUCCCUUAAUUAUAAUGAUAAUCCUUUUCCUAGUCCUUGGAUUGAAUCUAAUUCCUUCUAUUUCCCUGGCACUGUAUGACCCCACUGGGUUGACCACUUCUCCAUAAAUAUGACAUAAUAAUUAACCCAGGAUAACGGUCAAAGAGUACAACUCAUUACCAUGUUCAGAGGAGUCUCACACCUUGAAACAUUUGUAAUAUCAUAAGAUUUUCUUGUACAUAGGGUUAGAAGAUGAAGGCAAUAAAAAAAAAAGAUGGAAAAACAAUUAUUUGUACCAAUUUAUAUUGUAUAUUUCAAGUGGGGCAGUGUCAGGAGAUGCAUUUCCCUAUGUUUGAAACACUUGUAAAACUUUAUGCAAUACAUAUAAUAUCAUUAGAAACUUGUACAUAGUUUUAGAUAUUGAAAUGACCAAGAAAAAGAAAAAUAAUGGCAUCAAUAAAUUGAAAAAUGUAUACAUAUGUGUACCAAUGAAGAAUUUGCACCGCUGUUGCCAACAAGUGAUCAUUUUUCACCAGCUUCAACACCCCAUAAAAUUAUAAAUUAUCAUCGAAUUUUGUUUAAUUUUGUUUCAUUCUAUGUUCUGUAUAACCCUUUCAGGCUUAGUGCUUAGCUUGAUUGCAUUACUAUUGUUUUAUUCUGUUCAGAAAAGCAAAAUGUUUCAAACUAUAUGAUAUUUUUUUUUUUUUUUUAAAUUUUGACAAACAGGAAAUUUUAUUUCCUAGUAUGUCACAGUUUAAGGGUUAAUAACAUAUAAGAUAUAUUAGUAGAAUAAUAGGACCAAUUAUUUAAAACUGUAAAAUUUUAAAUAUUUUUGACUUAUCUAGCAUUAGUGAGAGAGAGCUUUAUUUUAAGACAUUCAUAACAUAUCAGAUAAUAAUAGUAUGACUAAUUAUUUAUGAGUGUAAAAUUAUCAUUGAACUCAUAGAUUUAUAAUAAAUAUUAAGACUGCAACAAGCAGGAAGAGAAAUGGAUUUAUUUGUUGAUUGUUAUUGUUUCAAUAGUCUGACAUUUGGAACAUUAAAGCUUUUAUGAAAGA